Molecule: messenger RNA, 2531 nt
Organism: Procambarus clarkii (red swamp crayfish)
Lineage: Eukaryota; Metazoa; Arthropoda; Malacostraca; Decapoda; Cambaridae
Biological process (GO): extracellular matrix organization; cell adhesion
Cellular component (GO): extracellular matrix
Molecular function (GO): cell adhesion molecule binding
Source: RefSeq, a predicted model, not a curated record
AGUCUGGCGCGGGUCCGCGAGGAGAAAAUCACAAUGAUUGUGUCGCGUGUCCGUUUGACCGCGAUUGUGUUGGUUCUAGUGUUGACAGGUGCCGUCAACACUUGCCAGGGUGCUGCCAGCUUCACCCCUGCGACGGUGGAGGGCCGCCUGCUAGUGCCCGACACCGCCAGGGUGGAUAAUGCCCUUCUCAAGACGGUCCAAGCUGACAAAUUCCUCUCUCUCUGGUUCAUUUAUAUUCUCUCGGACGCCGUCCACACCUCCAGUGAGCCGUGGACGUUGCUGGUGCCCGUCAACUCGGGUCUGCCUAAGGGCGGGGGCUUCCUGGUGGAGCGACAGGCGACGGCCAAGAUGCUACUGAAUCACGUCGUCUUGGGUCAGGUGGUCGACCCCAACAACCCGCCCAGAGAGCCCGUCACCACCCUGGCCGGUACUCGCCUAGUCUUCACCUCUGAUGACCAAGGACCCAUGGUGAACGGUGUGCGGCUCACCAGUCACGUCUACAAGUUUAGCGACGGUGUAGUCUACGUCCUGGAGAACUUCCUGCCGGUGGUGUCGGGUGGAGCACCGCCGGUGGUGCCGCGCGGAACACCGCCGGUGGUGCCGCGCGGAGCACCGCCGGUGGUGUCGCGCGGAGCACCGCCCGUGGUUGCGCGGGCGGUCACCACCCGCCUGCCACCUCUCACACACAGGUUCGCAACCUUCAAGCCCAACAGAGUCCGACCAUCGGGCAUCAACACCUUCCGACGCACGAAACCCGAAGCAGCCACAGACUACACACCUGGGGUCCAGCCCGACCUCGCAGACGAGUUCCUCCUCGCCGGCCUUCAGGCUGGACCCGAGAGCCCAGAGUCGGGCUCUGGAGCCGAAGGCCCGGAGCCUGGCUCUGGAGCCGAGGGCCCGGAGCCAGGUUCUGAAUCCGAGGGCCCGGAACCAGGCUCUGGAGCCGAGGGCCCGGAACCAGGCUCUGGAGCCGAGGGCCCGGAGUUUGGGAGUGAGCCGACAGACGACUCUGCGGCGUCGCCCGGGUCAGAGUUCUCAGAGUUCGAUGGCCCGACGGUGCAGCCCCCGAGCGAAGAGGGCCCCUUCCUGGAGUCCUUCCUGCUGGCCCUGGAGGCCGACGCCGCCUACACCGGCUCAGAGUUCCUGCACCACUUUCUCGACGCCAACAUUACCAGCAGGUUCAGAGACACCGGCAGGUACACGGCUCUGGUGCCCUACGACAGCGCCUUCUACGGCUACUACCCCAUUGACUGGGGCUUCAACCCCUUCCUGGUGGAGAACUUCACCAGAGAGCUGAUGACCAACCACUUCAUCCGUGGCAACAUUGUCCUCGAGGACCUGCCCUCGCUGGCUGAGCUUCCCACCCUCGGAGGCCGGGUCAUCAAGUUCACCAAGAGUGCUGGCAAGCUGCUGGCCAAUGGUGUCGAGGUGGUGCUGGAGAGUGAGACACAGCUCUCCAGGGGGCGCUCCUAUGCCAUCAAUGACCUCCUCUUCAUCAACUAUGACCGGGUAUUGGAACUGCAAGCAGAGCAUGGCGACUUGGAGACGGCUCCCUUGUUGGGGAACCCGUGGCCCACCUCCCAGUUUCUCUCCCAUCUACUAGGCCACCUACAAGAUGAGACCCGGACCUCCUUCUUCGCAGAGUACCUCAACCUUACCAACCUCGCUUACCUCCUACCUGGUCAUGAUGAAAAUCUAGACCCACUGAAGUACACAGCAUUCAUCCCCGUUGACAACGCCAUCGCUGAAACACUCUACGCCGACGCUCCCGACCCAUUCCUACUUGACGAGAUCCUCCGAGAAAAUCUCGUGCUCAAUCACCUAGUACGAGGCCGAUUUUACGAGAAAGAUUUGAAAGAUGGACUUUCCUUGAAAAAUCUUGCGAACAAUACAAUAACCAUCUCUAAGAGACCAGAUAAGAGCAUACUGGUGAACAAUGCUCAGGUGGUACAAUCGCAGACAUUCAUCUACAACUUGGGUAUUGUGUACCUCAUCGACAAUGUUUUGGUCGUCGAUGAUCAGGACAUCGUGAAGGCCAUCAAUAAGUUCCCAGAUCUUCAUCUUGGAGGAGUAACUGAGGAGAGCAACCCAGCCGGGUCAUCGAACCCUCUCGACGAAAACGGGAGCACCAUACUAUCUCGUCCUGCCGCAACUACUCGUCCCACAACACUGCAGGUUACAACGAGUCGGCCACCUACCAUCUCAUCGCCCACUGUAUCUCACACACUAUCGUCUGUACGGACACCCACCACUAGUCUACCACAUGCUGCCACCACCCGCUUUUUCAAUGUUCCCCACAAGCCAACCUCAACUGUCCAACCAGCCACCACAACUACAAGCACACCAGUACCAUCUCCUACAACCCCACGGAUACGAUUUGCAACUCGCACAGAGAUCAGUAUAUCACGACAAGUUGACGAUGGUGUAGUUGAACCCAUAGGAAAUCCUGCAAGUUGAUUAGUUUUAGUAUCUAAAUGAAAUUGGAGUCUUUUUGCUGUGAUCAAGAAGUUCAAGAAUAUAAAUAUAUAAAU